Cannabis sativa is the source of this 1056-nucleotide messenger RNA. Its product is annotated as multiple organellar RNA editing factor 2, chloroplastic. Gene Ontology annotation, cellular component: mitochondrion. NCBI's taxonomy places the organism in Eukaryota, Viridiplantae, Streptophyta, Magnoliopsida, Rosales, Cannabaceae. The transcript is spliced from 4 exons. Bases 78 to 794 code for a protein of 238 amino acids. Gene Ontology annotation, biological process: mitochondrial mRNA modification; cytidine to uridine editing. The record is from RefSeq and is a predicted model, not a curated record.
CAAAAACCUUUAACCUAAGCAUAUCUUCUUCUUCAAAAACCCUCCUCUCACUCUCACUAUCUCUGUAAACCUCAACAAUGGCUCAAACCCUAGCACGAGCCAUGGCCACCAUAACAGCUCGCAACCCUACCUUUUCUCUCCUCCUCCCGAAACGACUUGUCUCUACCAUAACCAAGCCCCCUACCGUUCCAGCUCUCAUUCUCGGUCGUCGAACUCUCACUCCUCUUUCUCACGCCGUUAAGUCCAUUUCCGUUAAUCCUAACCGAUUCACCUCGAUUCGGUGCCGGGUUAACAGGUCCGGUACAUACUCUCCUCUCAACUCCGGUUCGAAUUUCAGUGACCGUCCGCCCACUGAAAUGGCUCCUCUUUUCCCUGGAUGCGAUUACGAGCACUGGCUUAUCGUUAUGGACAAGCCUGGUGGUGAGGGCGCCACGAAACAGCAGAUGAUUGAUUGUUAUGUUGAAACCCUUGCUAAAGUUCUUGGGAGCGUUGAGGAAGCUAAGAAGAAGAUUUACAACGUUUCAUGCGAAAGAUAUUUUGGGUUUGGUUGUGAGAUUGAUGAGGAGACCUCCAAUAAGCUAGAGGGCUUGCCAGGUGUUUUGUUUGUGCUUCCUGAUUCUUAUGUUGACCCUGAAAACAAAGACUACGGUGCCGAAUUGUAUGUGAACGGAGAAAUCGUUCAAAGGUCACCAGAAAGGCAAAGGAGGGUGGAGCCACAGCCCCAGAGAGCCCAAGACAGGCCAAGAUACAACGACAGAACCCGAUACGUGCGCCGCAAGGAAAAUAACCAGUGAUGGAACAAAUAGAAAGCUAGUUGUGUAGAUAUUCAUGGAAGAAAAACAGAGUCCUAGUUUUCCUGUGUUUCAGGAGAUUGAUCAAAUAUAGAGGAGAUCAUCUGGGGAAAUUAUGCUUGUGGGUGACAGAAUUAUGUAUGGGCAUGAAAUCUUAAUCUGUUGUUGUCUUCUGUACUGUGAUACACUGUAAUCGAAAGCAUGUGUUGUUAAUGGUAUUAACUUUGGAGGCUUUAAAAUUGAUUAUUAUAUAGUAAACUUAUUG